Messenger RNA from Pogona vitticeps (central bearded dragon), 1844 nucleotides. It is a transcript of the gene GJA5, whose product is annotated as gap junction protein alpha 5. The record is from RefSeq and is a predicted model, not a curated record. NCBI's taxonomy places the organism in Eukaryota, Metazoa, Chordata, Lepidosauria, Squamata, Agamidae. Gene Ontology annotation, molecular function: gap junction channel activity involved in atrial cardiac muscle cell-AV node cell electrical coupling. Gene Ontology annotation, biological process: cell-cell signaling; heart development; atrial cardiac muscle cell to AV node cell communication by electrical coupling. Gene Ontology annotation, cellular component: connexin complex.
ACCUCUGCUCCACUCUGUACUCAACUAUCCCUUUUGCUUCUUGAGUGGGGAAAACUUUCUCAGAAAGCUCUGGUAACACAAGGGGUAUCAUAGCCUCACACUUCCAAGGAAAUCUUGAUAACAGCUUGCUUCUGAAGAGCAGCGCUUGUGUGUCCAGACAAGUGAAAAGAGCAGUGUUAAAAACAGCAGUCAGAGUUGAACAAGUCUGAAGAAACAAGUUAGACAAGGAUACCAUGGAGAAAGGCCUAAAAUGAAAAAGGAAAGCCUAUAAAAUGAUAUUUAAAAUGGAAAGGUGACUAAGACAGGGGUGAGUGAGACAGAGCAAGAAAAGAAAGAAAAGAAAGAAAGGAAAGAAAGGAAAGAAAGGAAAGAAAGAAAGAAAGAAAGAAAGAAAGAAAGAAAGAAAGAAAGAAAGAAAGAUGGCGAUAAUGACAGAAUAGAAAAUACUCCUUACUGAUUAACAAGGAACAAUUUCCAGGAACAAGAGGAGAUUCAUAGGCAAGUCUCCCAUUUGAGCAAAAAUGGGUGACUGGAGCUUCCUGGGCGAAUUCCUUGAAGAAGUCCACAAGCAUUCCACAGUGGUGGGGAAAGUCUGGCUGACUGUACUCUUUAUCUUCCGGAUGCUUGUCCUGGGCACAGCUGCAGAAUCCUCCUGGGGAGAUGAACAGUCCGACUUCAUGUGUGACACUCGGCAGCCUGGUUGUGAAAAUGUCUGCUACGACAAAGCUUUUCCCAUCUCCCAUAUCAGAUACUGGGUCCUUCAGAUUAUCUUUGUCUCCACCCCCUCACUUUUGUACAUGGGCCAUGCAAUGCACACAGUGCGUAUGGAAGAGAAGAGGAAGCUUAAGGAGGCCAAAGAAAGCUCAAGGGAAAUCCAAAGCAAGAGUAAUGCUUUCCAUCAGCAGGAGUACCCAACACCUGAGAAGGCUGAGCUGUCAUGCUGGGAUGAACCAACUGGGAGGAUCAUUCUUCAAGGCACAUUGCUGAACACUUACGUCUGCAGCAUUUUGAUUCGUACAACCAUGGAGGUAGCUUUCAUUGUAGGGCAGUACAUGCUAUAUGGGAUCUUCCUUGAGACGCUCUACGUUUGUAAUCGGCAACCCUGCCCUAAUCCAGUCAACUGUUACGUCUCUCGUCCAACAGAGAAGAACAUCUUUAUUAUUUUCAUGCUGGCUGUGGCUGCACUGUCCCUCUUCUUAAGCCUCGCUGAGCUCUAUCACUUGGGUUGGAAAAAGGCAAGGCAGAAGUUCUCCCGUUCUUGCAAAAGCAACUCUAGCCCAGAUACUGGGAUACUGCAGGCAGACUCCCAAGCAAAGAAGACAGUACAAAGCUGCACCCCACCUCCUGAUUUUAAUCAGUGUUUGGCCAACCCCGGUGGGAAGUAUAUCAGCCCUUUCAGUAACAAAAUGGCAUCUCAGCAGAACACAGCCAAUUUUGCAACAGAGAGGGUUCACAACCAAGAUGAUACAGUUGGAGAAGGUCCAUUCAUCCAAGUUAACUAUACGCAGAAUUCUGAAGCCAGCAACAAUUCUGUACCCAACCUUCUGCCCAAUGGCUACUUCCACGAGAAACGCAGGCUCAGCAAAACCAGCCGCACCAGCAGUAAGGCUAGGUCGGAUGAUCUGUCUGUAUGAAUUGUUUUCCAUGAUGGCAAAAUGAAACAGGGGGAUGCCAAAAACCUGCAGCUGAGCUUAUCAAAUCCUGCAAAUCUGAGCUCCAGCGCAACUCAGUUUUAAGGGAAUGACAAUAUUCUGAACUAUUCCAAUGUUUGUUUUGAACCUAAUUUUAUGCUUUCAGCCCAUUAUUUUUCCAAAGAAGGCAGUCAGCUUCAACUAAAUAAUAAG